This is a messenger RNA of Lutra lutra (Eurasian river otter), 5016 nucleotides long. It is a transcript of the gene PCGF3, whose product is annotated as polycomb group ring finger 3. Gene Ontology annotation, biological process: regulation of transcription by RNA polymerase II. Gene Ontology annotation, cellular component: PRC1 complex. NCBI's taxonomy places the organism in Eukaryota, Metazoa, Chordata, Mammalia, Carnivora, Mustelidae. The coding region runs from base 249 to 1163 and encodes 304 amino acids. The transcript is spliced from 9 exons. The record is from RefSeq and is a predicted model, not a curated record.
CGCUCCCCCAACUCCAGCGCAGCACCCGCGGGCCACGCCCCCUCCGGCCACGCCCCCGCAAUCCCCCGCCUCCUCUGCGAGCCCCGCCCCCGGCACCUUCCCCGCUCCUGCUCCCUCGGUGGAGCCUUGCCCAAAAGCGCCUGCGCCUUGUGACCACGCCCCGGCCGCGCCUUCGGGCCCCGCCCCCUACUGGCCCCGCCCCCUCUCGGCUGCGGGGUGGGAGCCGGGCCGCGCAACGCGCAUGCUCCAUGCGCGGCGCCCCCGACUCGCCGCUCGGCUCCGUUCGGGCAUUUCCGCCUCUUUGUUUUAAACUCCGGACGGGUUUUUUUCUCCUGCUCUUGGGGGGGACCCGGAGGGAGCGGCGCCCCCCCCACUCCCGACGCUGCCCCCGCGUGCGCCCCGCUCGCCCGCAGCCGAGACGGCAGAAGCCAAAGAUGUUGACCAGAAAGAUUAAACUCUGGGACAUAAACGCCCACAUCACCUGCCGCCUAUGCAGCGGAUAUCUCAUCGACGCGACUACAGUGACCGAGUGUCUGCACACGUUCUGUCGGAGUUGCCUGGUCAAGUACUUGGAAGAGAACAACACCUGCCCCACGUGUAGGAUCGUGAUCCACCAGAGUCACCCACUGCAGUACAUUGGUCAUGACAGAACCAUGCAGGACAUUGUUUACAAACUGGUUCCAGGCCUCCAGGAAGCGGAAAUGAGGAAACAGAGGGAAUUCUACCACAAGUUAGGCAUGGAAGUGCCUGGAGAUAUCAAGGGGGAGACCUGUUCUGCAAAACAGCACCUAGAUCCCCAUCGGAACGGUGAAACCAAAGCAGAUGACAGUUCGAACAAAGAAGCAGCAGAAGAGAAGCAGGAAGAGGACAAUGACUACCACAGAAGUGACGAGCAGGUGAGCAUCUGUCUGGAGUGCAACAGCAGCAAACUGCGGGGCUUGAAACGGAAGUGGAUCCGCUGCUCGGCCCAAGCAACAGUCCUGCACUUGAAGAAGUUCAUCGCCAAAAAACUUAACCUUUCGUCUUUCAACGAGCUGGACAUUUUAUGCAACGAGGAAAUCCUGGGCAAGGACCACACACUCAAAUUUGUGGUUGUCACAAGAUGGAGAUUCAAGAAGGCGCCACUCCUGCUCCACUACAGACCCAAGAUGGACCUGCUCUGAGCCUAGCCCUGGGCCGGCUCUGCUGCCCUCCGUGCCACCUGCGGGUGUCGUGGGGACCAGACUUCUGAAUAGAGAGUAUUUAUAACUUUUGUAUGAGAGAAUUCACACUCAGCAAGACACUACCAGCACCACGGUUACAAGACGACGAAACACUUCACAGUCUCAGCGGCAGAAGGAGCGCCUCUCACAGACCAGAUGGUAAACAUGGUGGCCAGGCAACCUGUGCUUGCUUCCCGGGCCUUGGAAAUCCGGUCAUUUCCGUUGCGUUUAUGAAUUAGGGUUCAUGCUAAGCCUCAAAAAUCCUUGUACAUUUACUGAACCCUUCCUAAGUUAUUGAAAAAUCUCUCUCCAUGGUGAAUGACAAUAUUUAUGUUGCCUUUAGCUUCCUGAAGACUCAGAAGGUAUAUAAAGGGUUAAUUUAAAACCAUUCCAUUAAUUCUAUGAGUUCGGCGCGGUAUUUCAUCAUCUACCAUGUUAGGAACCGUGACAAGCCCAUAGCUCCCCUGCCUGGCCUGGGGCUCUGGGCUCUGAGGCCCCGAGGUGAGGUGGGGGGCUCCACGUGCUGCUCCCCAGACAUAGGCGCUCCCCACAGGGCAGAUCAGAGGUGGCUUGGCCAGCUUAAUGCUGGUUUGCAGAGCCGUUCUUGUUCUCAGACGGGACUGGUGUUCAGUAGGGCUCUGACCCUUCAGGAACUUAAGUUCCCCACUUAAUUCUUUCCCGGGUUUAUCGUGCUGAAGAGAGAGGUGGUGGCAUUGUAUAGGGUCUCCCUGAGAAGGUGCCGUCAGUCAGAGGAGGGCUGGCACCCGGGGCAUGCAGACUGAGGUUCCCGCCAUGUCCACCCCACGCUGCCCCGUGGACGGGGGUGUUGGGGGGGUACCCUCCAGCAAGCUUCGGAGGAGCCUGCCGGCUGCUCUUUCAGUUCCUUGGUGACCUGAAAUGCCAGUCACAGGCAGGACACACUUUGUCUACCCCUUUCUCCUCCCAGGUGUUAACAUUUUUGUGGGAUUAGUGAAUAAACUCUGACGGCACAUUAAGUAUUUGUCCCUUUAAAACAGUAACUGGGAACAUGGAAAGGCAGGAGGAGAAAGCAGCCAUUUUCCGGGGUCGUGAAAGUGUUCUGGGGUUCUGUGGCCAUCCUUGUCCUCUCUGUCUGCCCACACCGUCCAUUUGUCUGUGAGCUCUGGGUUCCUCCCCCUCGUCCUCAGUCACCCCCAGGCAGCCGCAGCCGCCCACCUCCUUUGUUCAUGGAAUGUGUCACCAUCCUGUCUGGAAUUUCUUCUCACAUUUGCUUUGAAUGUUAUGGUGGGGUUUUUUCUGUUUCCUUUUCUGUUAUAUACGUGAGACCUAAUCUUGGUGACAAGAAAACCAUUCAAAUUAAUUCAAUCCAAGUGAUUCUAACAUAAGGCCUUUUAGAAGCCUCGAAGCAGGUUCUGUUAGGAAUUGGUCACCAGUCACCCCUCCCUGAAGCCCCUUCACCCCCGGUGCUGUUUGCCGUGUUCAGUUCGCUAGCUUGCUGUCCGUCCGAAUCACGUCUGCAGAUCGCUCCACGAGGGUCACUGAGUAGGUGUGUAUGAGUGCAUAUGACCUGUCUACCUCAACAUACACAUUGUUGCUGAAGCCACACUAAGCAUGGUGCGGUCUGGGCUCUGGCGUUGGAACUCGGCUGUUCUCCUGGGCGGCGGUGGAGGGGAGGGUCCCACAGUGUAAGCAUCCAAAUUCAAACAAUAUCAACUCACAGUUCAGGUCAGACUGAGUGUCGCUGUCAGAAUCUCCUAAUAGAUAUUUGUGACUUUGUAGCUAUCUUUGGAAUCACUUGAAUUUGCUAUGGUGCUAAGUGGAUGUAUUUCGAUACACAGGUGGAGGUGGUCAGGGCCAGCGCUUACACCACCGGCUGGCUGCUGACCCACCCGUGACCCCCUUUUGUAAUCGUGUUACCCUGACAAAACCUCAGCUGCAGACCUACUAUUUUUCUAAGAUUCCUCAUGCAGACUGUCUUCACUGCAGGGCGGCCCCCAGGGACCCGCAGCCCUCGGCAGACGGGAGCCCAGAGCCCGUGUCCCAGGGCGACUUCUGUGGUCCCCUCCCCACUGGCACGCUUUCAUUUCACCUCGAAAGGCUGAGUUUCGUUUUUUCCAGCAUGCAAGCCAGGAUCAGUUUCUUUUGUAACAGACGGAGUUCCUGUGAAGUGGUCUUCACGACUGUUGACGCUGGUAAUAACACACAUGCUAUUCAGUCACCUUCCUGCGUCACCGUCAACGGCAGUGGGACCCGCUCCCCAGCAUGCGGGCUCACUACGUGCAGUUCUCAUGAAGAUAGAAAAUUCAGAUAGAAUAUAUAAUAUUGAAUUUAAGAUUUGGGGGGGUUAAAAAAAAGAAAACUUAACUUUAUAAAAUUAUUUAUUCUAUUUUAAGCCUUCUAUCAUAUUUUCCCAUCCAAUUGUUUGGUUUCCGUGGUCCAGCUUUAUUUACAGGCAUAUAAAAUGAAAUUGUGACAUGUUUUGCAAGCUUCUUCUUUUUACUUUGAGUAGCUUUUAAUUUGUACGUUUUUGUUUCAUAUAGAUGAAGAGCAUCGUUCAUGCUUUUGUGCGAUAGGUUCCAAGAAGCAUUUAUUAGAUAUCUGUUUAAAUUGUAAUGUCGCAUCUCUUCUGCUAAAUCGAAAGGGAACGUCGGUGGAAUUUCAAAAUAUGUGCAUUCAGCUAUUUGGUUUUUCCUUCUCACUGUUGUUCCAAGAACACUGUUUGGGGAUGGUUUGUGUGUGUGCCCCGUGCGAAAACACCUGUCCACAACAUCUGAGGGCGCAUGACCGGGCAGGCAGCUGCCAAGCACUGUGUGGCCGCCCCAGGUCCCCUGUCUUCAGACCCUGCAUGCUCACAGCCCUGGAUAUGCCACCGCGUAUCCACCAUAUGUGGGACGGUGCUACUCCCCCUGCGGCCCAAGCCCUCUGGGUCGUGCGGCCUCUGAUGCCUCCUUGUGGUGAAGUCUUUAGAAAUUUGUUUCAUUUUUCCUCAAAGCUCACAGGCGGGCAUUUUAGAGCAAUUUAAAAUGUGUCAUUGGAUCGAUUGUUCUAGGAACGAGCCAGCUGAUUUCUACUUUAUACGUGAAUAUUAGAUACGCUCUCAAGAUGUUGAAAGUAAACAGCGCAGGUAGCCAAAUCAGAAAAUACCCAGUUUCUCUGUUUCCUCAGGAAAUCAUUAACACUCCAGCACAUCACGUGUGACCUUUGCGUGAUAAGCCAGUGGGUUUCUCUGCCUUGGUAUUUCAACAAACUACAGAAAUUGGGAUAAGUAGAUUAGAAAACCAUUAUUCACACUAACCAUAAUUUUGCAAAGGUUCUGUCCCUGCCAGGCAGGGACCCAGGUGGCACGGCCAGCCACCAGCCCACCAAGGAGGCUCUGCCUGCGCAACCCACCCCCCCACCCUCCACUUGCAUUGCGUGUGGGUCACCACAUCCAUGAGCACAUCUGAAGGAUGGACUGACGUUUGAGUGUCCCCUAAAAUGUGUGUAGCAUUAGUGUAAAUGUCUAUUCCGACAAUUUAAUUGGGUCUAAGGAAACCAUUUUUCCCCAAAUGAUGAAGGGUCCAGGGGUGUGAGCCACCGUUAGCCUGAUCGUCACAUGUGUUGCGGUUUACUGAGAUGACAAUGCAGAUACAUAUUUUUGACUGUUUAAUUUGAAAGUUUACAUUUUUUAUGCUUUGUGUUGGUGUGUAAUUUUUGUACUAUUGGUGGCUAGUUUUUGUCUAAAAUCUUUUUUGGAAUAUUGCUUAAAUGUUUUGAUUUUAUGAUAGUGAAGCUUGUACUCAGUGUUUUGCCAAUUAAUAUUAUAUGCUUGUAAUAAAAGCAAAAGAAAAACUUA